AUGCGACAUUUUAAUCGUAAAUGGUAUGACGAAUUUCCUGGCUGGUUGGAGUACAGUGUAAGGAAAAAUACAGCUUAUUGUUUGUAUUGUUAUUUAUUCAAGAGAAAUAACAAUCGUCAAUGUGGAGGUGAAGUAUUUUCGAGUACGGAUUUUAGAAGUUGGAACAAAAAAGCUAGCUUGGAAACACAUGUUGGUGGGAUUAAUAGCAUCCAUAAUCAGGUAAAAAGAAAAUAUGAGGAUCUAAUGCGGCAAGAACAAUCUAUUCAUGCUUCAUUUGAGAAACAAUCUAGUAAAGAUAAGCAUGGAUAUCGCAUUCGAUUGGCAGCUUCGAUUGAUGUAGCAAGGCUUCUCGUGAGACAAGUAUUGGCAUUUCGGGGUCAUGAUGAAUCUAAGUCAUCAUUUAACAGAGGUAAUUUUCUUGAAAUUCUUUCAUUUUAUGCUCAAAAGUGUGAUGAAAUUCAUAAAUUUGUAUUGGAAAAGGAUCCUCAAAAUGAUCAAAUGACUUGUCCAAGAAUUCAAAAAGAAAUUAUGAUUGCUUGCAAGAUUGAAACAAUUAAGGGUAUCAUAAAGGAAAUAAAUGGUGACUAUUUUUCUUUAUUGGUUGAUGAAUCUUUUGAUAUCUCACUCAAGGAGCAAAUGGCAGUUGUUUUACGAUAUAUUGAUGAUAAAGGAUUUGUGAUAGAGAGACUUCUUGAUAUUGUUCAUGUCAAAAAUACUAGUGUUUUAUCUCUAAAAGAUACAAUUGUCAAUUGA
Messenger RNA from Capsicum annuum, 753 nucleotides. RefSeq names its product zinc finger MYM-type protein 1-like. The transcript has a single exon. The record is from RefSeq and is a predicted model, not a curated record. The coding region runs from base 1 to 753 and encodes 250 amino acids. NCBI's taxonomy places the organism in Eukaryota, Viridiplantae, Streptophyta, Magnoliopsida, Solanales, Solanaceae.